This is a messenger RNA of Hydatigera taeniaeformis, 1458 nucleotides long. Lineage: Eukaryota; Metazoa; Platyhelminthes; Cestoda; Cyclophyllidea; Taeniidae. The record is from the annotation of a GenBank genome assembly.
AUGUCUGGGGAUUUUUUCGACGGUCUUUUGUAUGCAGUCCUCUUGUUGGCAUUUGGGAUUAGUCUUCGUUCCUUGGGUAUUCUGCAACCUUAUUCCGGCAUGGCUUCUCCACCCAUGUUUGGUGACUAUGAGGCUCAACGCCACUGGAUGGAAGUGACUGUCAAUCUCCCCACUUCGGAGUGGUAUGUUAACACCUCAUCCAAUGAUCUACAAUACUGGGGUCUGGAUUACCCGCCACUUACCGCCUAUCACAGCUACAUCCUUGGUUGCAUUUCGAAAAUGCUGAAUCUAUCUUGGACUGAAUUGUUUACUUCACGAGGUCUUGAGACACCCGAACACAAAAGAUUUAUGCGGCUAACUGUUCUUGUAUCAGAUUGUCUUUCAUUCAUGCCUGCAGUUCUUCUUUACUGCAGUACUGCGCAAAAACUGCUAAAGAAAGAUGCUGCGCUCUCUAGUAUCUCGGUUGCCGUUUCGAUGCUGUCCUUCCCGGGAUUGAUCCUUGUGGACCAUGGUCACUUCCAGUACAAUUGUAUUAGUCUAGGUCUAUUUGUACUAAGUUUAACAUUUUUUGCAAAAGACUUCGAUGUGAUUGGGAGCGUUGUUUUUUGUCUAGCCAUCCUUUAUAAACAAAUGGAACUCUAUCACGCCUUACCCAUAUUUGUUUUUCUCCUAUCAAAGUGUUUUUCUCAUUCCUUUACCGCCUGUCUUAACCGUAUCGCAGUUUUGGCGAUAACGGUCUGCACAACCUUCUUUCUUAUUUUUCUACCAUUCUUCACUCCCCUUGAACGGCUGAACCAAGUCGCGUUGCGUUUGUUUCCUGUAAAUAGGGGCCUUUUUGAGGACAAGGUGGGGAAUUUCUGGUGCAUAUCUUCUGUUUUCAUAAAUUGGAGACAGUUUUACCCUAAAUGUGUGCUUUUUUACAUAUGUUGCCUUGUUACUCUCCUUUCUUCAUUGCCUGCGUGCUUGAGUCUAUUCAGAAGACCAAGCAUAACUCGACUGAUCCUCACAGAGGCUAUCGUCUCUCUUUCCUUUUACCUCUUUUCCUAUCAGGUGCAUGAGAAAUCAAUACUCCUUGUCGCCGUACCAGUGCUUUGUCUACUUCCAAUGUUACCUUUAUCGUCCUAUUAUUUCCUGUUCGUGUCAACACUAAGUAUGUGGCCGUUGUUCUUCAAGGAUGGACUCUGUCAUGCUUGCAUUGCCUUGGUAACGAUAUUCUAUGUGGUUGCCUCCGUCUGCCUUUCCACGGAUUCCUUUGGAAAUUCCAGAGUCUCUCUCGUACGAUUCUGGCCUCUUGGUUUGUCCUUGAUGGGCUACUUUAUCAUUUUUACUUUACAAAUUCUUGUUCAGCCUCCGGCAAAGUAUCCGUUCCUUUUCUCCUUCGUUGUAAAUGCCUACAGCUUUUUUCAUUUCGUGGGUUUUUAUGUUUUUUGGAGUGGUCAACUUUUCUCACUAAAGUAA